Clonostachys rhizophaga is the source of this 1452-nucleotide messenger RNA. The record is from the annotation of a GenBank genome assembly. NCBI's taxonomy places the organism in Eukaryota, Fungi, Ascomycota, Sordariomycetes, Hypocreales, Bionectriaceae.
AUGGCAGCCGACAAGGAGAUCAGCGAGCAACAGGUGGCUCGAGCCUCUUCAAGUGGCAGUGACAGAAAGCACGAAGAGGAACACGAUGAUCUUUUCUGGACAGAGGAGGAGGAGGCUACCCUUCUUCGGAGGGUUGACAUUUUGCUUAUGCCGACCAUGAUCCUUGGAUUUUUCGCACUACAGCUUGAUAGAGGAAACAUUGGCAACGCAUUAACUGAUGGCUUCUUCAAAGAUGUGGGCAUCACGCAAAAUCAGUUCAACACAGGCCAACAGCUCUUGUCCCUGGGUAUCAUUGUUCUCGAAAUUCCUAGCAACAUGAUCCUGUACAGGGUCGGGCCUACACUGUGGAUCGGAGGCCAAAUCAUUGCAUGGGGGCUUGUCGCCACAUUUCAAGCUUUCCAGAAGGGCUAUACAGUAUAUGUAAUCACUCGACUGCUUCUAGGACUCUGCGAAGCGGGUUUUAUCCCAGCUUGUCUGUUCACCAUGUCCCGGUGGUAUAAGCGAGACGAAAUCAGCAAACGUUUCUCGUGGUUCUUCAUGGGAAAUCUUGUCGCGUCAGCGAUGUCAGGCAUCAUUGCCUUUGGAAUUCUCCGCAUGCGAGGAAUCGCCGGUCUGAGCGGAUGGCAGUGGCUCUUCAUCCUUGAGGGCAUUUUCACCGUUUUAAUUGGUUUCACAUUUCUUCUAUUCUUCCCAGACCAAGUCACAAACCCCAAGUCACUCCUAGGCUUGUGCUAUUUCACCGAGCGGGAGGCCCAGAUUCUCUAUCACAGAGUAAUCCGUGAUGAUCCCUCCAAGAAACAGGUGGGAACACACAUCACGCUGGAGGACUUCAAGAGCACGUUCACCAACUGGCGUAUUCUCCCUCACAUUGGCUUCACCAUUGCUGGCAUGGCGCCACCACAGGUCAUGGGCUCAUAUGCUCCAACUCUGAUCACAAGCUUCGGGUACAGCGGUCUUCAAUCCAACGCCAUGGUAUCCAUUGGCUACUGGGGUCUCCUUUUCUGCAACCUACUUUGGGGUUGGGCUUGCGACCGUCUAGGUGUUCGUGGUCCUAUGGUCCUCCUCGGUUUCAUCCUCGGAUUGGGUUUUAACAUUGGAAACAAAAUCGCCGUCACCUCUUCCAGCGCACAGACGAAGUUUGCCAUCCUGAUAACCUCCAUUGUUUUCUCCUGGCCCUGGCACGCGGUAAAUGGUUCUUGGUUGUCACUCAACGCCAGAACACCUGGCGAGCGAUCCAUCACCAUGGCACUGCACAUCAUGGCCGCCAACUGUUCGGGUAUUGUUGGCAAAGCACUGUUCCGGGAGGACGAUGCACCCCAUUAUCCAAGAGGCUUCUCUAUCAUUGUGGCUCUUAGUGCGAUUGGUGUUUUCCUUUCGGCGUUGGCGAAUCUGCAGUACUAUUUUGGCAACGACCGUGUGUUGAAGCGCAAGGGGCUUCGUUAUACGUACUAA